AGGACUCCUACGGGUCAUUUGAGUCUGGUGAAGCCAAGUACGACUUUCGUUAUCACUUCAACGACUACUACGGGAACGACUUCGGUCACGAGAAAAAAACGUGACGGCCGCAAGCAGAAGGUGACGCACGAGGUGGGCGGCUACUCUGGCUUCCUGGCCAACGUCAACUACGAGGGCGGGGCCCGCUACGACUCUGGCUCCCACUACGACUCCUACAGGCCAAGGUACGACUCUGGCUCCUACUACAACUCCCACAGGCCAAGGUACGACUCUGGCUCCUACUACGACUCCCACAGGCCAGGGUACGACUCUGGCUCCUACUACGACUCCCACAGGCCAAGGUACGACUCUGGCUCCUACUACGACUCCCACAGGCCAAGGUAUGAAUCUGGCCCCCGUGAGUUCUUCAGAAGACGAGACUCAGGCUCCCGCGAGUCCUACAGGCCAAACUACAGGCACGGUUACCGUGUGUCGGUUAACUACUAGACGCCAAGGCACGACGGCAGCGGUAGCAAGUCGUGGCGGUGGUGGUCGCCUGCACCAUGAGCUGGCCGCAGGCGGCAAUCACUCGCCGUGACCAUGGCGGAGGCUGCAGCUUCCUGGCAGGCCGCGAUAUUCAUGCUUUGUGUUCUUGCUUCUUGUAUUUGUAUGAAUUCACUAAUUCUUGUGCUUCAUUUGAUUAAAAUAUAAAGAGGUGAUCUCAG
Messenger RNA from Scylla paramamosain (green mud crab), 704 nucleotides. Its product is annotated as eukaryotic translation initiation factor 4B-like. The record is from RefSeq and is a predicted model, not a curated record. Lineage: Eukaryota; Metazoa; Arthropoda; Malacostraca; Decapoda; Portunidae. The transcript has a single exon. The annotation marks the transcript as partial.